AUGAAUGGAACAGCUGGCGCCUAUGCGGACCGACGUUAUCCCGAUGACUUGGCUGAUCUACCGAGCUUCUGUCUUUUGCUAACCACGCUCAUAUCUAGCAACCCCAAUCCGUUGAGGGAACGAACAAACGGCGAGCUUAGGGACGAUGUCCACAGGUUUCACCGCGACCACCAACUGGAGGAUGUGGUCGAUGUUAAGCUACUCAUUAAUGGAGCGCUCAUAGCCCGGGAUCGGUCGAACGUAGAAACUUGUGACCUGACCGUCCCCGAAAAGCUUGCCAUAGAGUCCGAGCCGCGUUUAGGGCUCUUCCAACAGACGAAGGAGCUCAAGGUAGUCAUCCUUACUACUGCAUGCGCCGCGAUUAUCCAAGGCUGGCAACAGUCAACCAUCAAUACCAGUUCCAAUGGGUGGAAAUGCGACCUUCUCUUCGACUCGAAAACAAGGAAAAGCGAUAUUUCACUAAACACGUAUCACAGCUACAUUGCUUCUUUAACUGAUGCAGCACCAUGGAUAUCAGCAAGUAUCAUCGGGACAUGGCUAAGUGAUCCCUUACAAGAAACCAAAUAUGGCCGCCGCCCCGCCCUUUUUAUAUCAGCAAUACUCUGUGCAGCUUGUGCAAUUGGGACCGCCCAUUGUCCUACUUGGCAGACACUCCUGGUCUGUCGUCUCCUACUUGGGAUUGGGAUCGGAGCAAAAGCUUCUAUUGCUCCUGUCUUUGCAGCAGAGGCAGCAGCAGAACACCUACGAGGCCGCCUGCUGAUGAUGUGGCAACUAUUUGACACGUUUGGGAUCUUCGUCGGGUUUGUCUGCUACUGGAUCUUCGACCGCAGCUGGAGAGGGAUUUUAGGGAGCGCUGCAGUUCCGGCACUGGCCCUCGUUCUGGUAUUUUUGUGCCCCGAGUCGCCGCGGUUCCUCAUACGAAAGCGCAACUACGCCAAAGCAUUCAUCAGUCUCCGUCAAUUGCGAGGAACAGACAUCCAGGCCGCCAAAGACCUGUACUACAUCCACAGCCAGCUGCAAAUAGAAACCGAGCUGUUCCAGGGUCAGCGACCAGAGCAAUGGUGGCGAGCAGAUUUGUACCAGGACGCGGUCGAGUCACAAACAUUCUUCCAGAGGGUUCGGGCUCUUUUUACGGUUCCACGCAAUCGUAGAGCCUGUGUAGCGGCAUUCGUGGUGAUGGCGGCCCAGCAGCUUUGUGGGAUUAAUGUCAUUUCAUUUUAUUCUUCGGACCUCUUCCAUAGUGCAACAUCGCAGGAUGAAAAAAUUCGCCAGCUCGAUUGUACACCUCCAGGAAGGAAUAACCCGGUUGCUUGGCUCAACUUCGGAUUUGGGUUGGCCAAUUUUCUAUUUACGAUCCCUGCCUAUACAUUCAUUGACUGGAGGGGUCGCCGGGUUCUUUUGUUAAUCUCUCUCGGCGGAAUGUUCUUUACUCUUCUUGCGAUCUGUGGCUUUUUCCGUAUUACAGGAUCCGACCAAGAGCGAGAAGGCCUAAUAACCGCUUUCACGAUUGUCGUUUUCACUCUCUUUUAUGGCAUUGGUGCCGGACCAGUCCCCUUCACCUUCAGUGCCGAAGUGUUUCCCCUGGCUUUUCGAGAGGUUGGCAUGAGCUUCAGCGUCAUGGUCAAUUUUCUCGGUCUGAGUCUUUUGAUCCUGUUCAAUCACGUCUCAGCUCUACGGGCUUUUAUGGGAACGGUUUCAGACGACCUGGAGGAGUUUCUUGAUGAUAUUGAGGUUGUGCAGGAGAUCCUGAUGGCACUGACGCCGGAUAUGCUUAAGGUGCUCAGUCUGCCGUUGGUAGAGCGCCGAUUGCAGAGAUUCCAAGCGGACCUGACAGUACUUGCAUCUGUGAUACAAAGCGAACGGGACCGCGUCGCAAAUCGAAGAUUGGCAAAGUUCAAGCUGUUUUUGAAAAAGGACAGACUGCAGAAGCAGAGGGAGAGCCUCGAAAAUAUCAGAAAUCAGCAGACUUACUUCAGGUUGGUGGAUAUGCUCCGUGUCUUGUUGCAAGUUCUGGUGCUUCCUCUCGCUUCUCGUGUACUGAGCAGUCUAUAUCAUAGUGCCCAUGUUCGAAAUUUGCGUUUGAUAGAGGAUUCAGCAAGUAAGACUGAUAUGAACACGGCAACUCUUCAAGCGUCAAUGACCUGCGACAGCAAUACUCGACGGCCAAAAGAUCUCCAGCACAUGUACGCUCGUAAGACUCGAGGGAGUAAAAACUUCUCGUUCCGCACACCCCUUUUUAUUGUCGACAAGUUCUGGAAUAUAAGCAUCACUGGAAUCACCUCGGGCUGGAAUUUCAGCAUUCGGUCGUAUAACGUCAUACCGGAUGACUCUGCAAUUAUCAGCUACUGUGCAGAUGGCAACAUUGAAGAAAUUCAACGACUGUUCGACAAUCGUCUUGCAUCUCCAUUCGACUGUGACAACCUUGGAUGGACGUUGCUCCAUAUAGCUGCUGGUUAUCACCAAGUGGAGGUUUGCAAGUUCCUAUUGCGGAACGGUGCCGAUCCUAGCGUGAGGAACUGCGACGGAGAUACCGCUUUGGAGUUAGGUAAUAGGUCCUUCAUUCUGUGGAAACCACAGAAUCCGCCCUGUGCUAUUGAUCUUUAUCGUCUGCUCAUCAGGGACAAUCAAGAUGUGCUGUUUGAGAAGCCCGACAGUACAUUGGUUGGCAGGUCUCAGUUUGCAGGACCCCCUGAAGCCCUUACACUGAUUCAGGAGUCCUUGUUUGUUAACUACUCUUCCCUACCUAUUGAAUUUCGUUUCACGCGAGCAAUGUCCCUAGAAGGCGAGUAUUUCAGCUGGAUCAGCCCAGAUAUACUUCGCAUCGCAAUGGGCGGUGAUGGCAUCGACCCUGCUGCCUAUAAUCUAACCGACGAGUGUGGAAAAACCUUGCUGUUUCAAGUCGUGGCAUUCAUGGCAAUGAAUAUCGCACGUUCGAAGGAUGACAGCAUAUCGGGUUGGCGUGAGUUACUCAGGGAGGCGAUCCAGGCCGGGGCAGAUCUGUGCCAGAUAUCAACCGAGGACGGCUAUCACUACACGCCCUUGAUGGAAUUUUUCUAUUCUUACACAAUUUACUCGGGGAACAUAAGGCAAGCGAGAUAUAAUUUUCACCAUAUACUCCAGCGUUGGGCGCUCGAGCUGCAGUCAGCAGGUGUUGAUCUAGCUGUUUACGGAGCUAAGGAAAGUGCUCUUUGGAAAUCCGGUGCCGUUGGCUCUUCUCUCUAUAUCUACGUGUCUUCUUCACGUUCUCGCCCGUCCCAACCCGAUCAAGUGGGAGAAUGGCUGGAGGUUCACCUGUUCUCCCUGAGCUAUGGUCCCAAUCCGGAAGAUUGGCAUGUACGGGUCGCCAAUCCAGUGGACGAGCUGGUGGGAGAAUUCUGGGAAAUGAUAGAGAGGGAGGAGGAAAAUAUGCCGGGCACAUGGGUCGAGUGA
Aspergillus thermomutatus is the source of this 3429-nucleotide messenger RNA. RefSeq lists its product as uncharacterized. Gene Ontology annotation, cellular component: membrane. Gene Ontology annotation, biological process: transmembrane transport. The transcript is spliced from 13 exons. The record is from RefSeq and is a predicted model, not a curated record. Gene Ontology annotation, molecular function: protein binding; myo-inositol:proton symporter activity. Lineage: Eukaryota; Fungi; Ascomycota; Eurotiomycetes; Eurotiales; Aspergillaceae. The coding region runs from base 1 to 3429 and encodes 1142 amino acids.